Messenger RNA from Phanerochaete carnosa HHB-10118-sp, 735 nucleotides. RefSeq lists its product as uncharacterized. The annotation marks the transcript as partial. The transcript is spliced from 4 exons. Lineage: Eukaryota; Fungi; Basidiomycota; Agaricomycetes; Polyporales; Phanerochaetaceae. The record is from RefSeq and is a predicted model, not a curated record. Gene Ontology annotation, biological process: protein phosphorylation. Gene Ontology annotation, molecular function: protein kinase activity; ATP binding.
AUGCGAGUUUCCAGUCGGCAGAAACUCGAUGAACUAUCCAAGAAUCAGAAGGUAGUGGAGCGAUUAAAUUUGUCGCCCAUUGCUCAUUUACCGCUCCAGGCAUUUUGUCGCGAAAUCCUGCUGCUGCACGGCCUCAACCAUCCAAACAUAUCCGGACUUAUAGGCGUCGACCGCGAACUCUUUGGACACUUCUGCCUGGUGACCGAGUGGAUGCCAUAUGGAAAUAUUAUGGAGUUUAUUGCGACCAACUCCUUUGUCCUCGGCGAGUUAAUCCAGGUGCAGGUAAUAGAGAUAGCCUCCGCUCUGGCAUACCUGCACGGUGAAAAUGUGGCACACGGAAAUUUGCACGUGGGAAAUAUUCUCAUCGACGCCGGUCGGCAUGUUCGCUUGACAGAUUUCGGUCUAUCGGAUUCUUGUGAUGCAUCUUCUGCUAACGCUAGCUCUGCUUCCACCGGCGCGAUCCGGUAUAUGGCACCAGAGAUCUUGCAUCCAGAGAAAUACGGUCUACGAUAUGUCCGCCACACCCCCGAAAGCGAUGUCCAUUCGUUCGCAAUGUGUGUAUGGGCGGCUUUCAACGGCGACUCACCCUUUCACGAUUUUCCGGCGGUCGUAGCUUCAUUAUCGAUCAUCAGCGGCAAGCGGCCUCCCGUACACACAGCUAGUCACGACCUUCCAUCACCGCUGUGGUCCUUGUUAACCCUCUGCUGGCAAGAGAGGGCGGUAAAUAGACCUAGC